AUUAGUACAUCACAUGUCCUGCAUGAGACAGGAAAACACGCGGAGUCGCGUGUCCCGGCGAUCGGCCGGAUAAGCUCAUUAAUUCACCCAAGUAGACAGAAUAACGUUUCAUAUAGGCAGUUCAUCGUCAUACUCAUUAUGCUUCGGCGUUAGCAUCUCGAUUGCAGUUGCGAUUGUGACAUAAGCCACUGCACGACACUCGUCGAGGGACAGCAUAUCAUGCGAUGCACGUACUGCAACUCAUCGCACUAGGUGAAAAUUUACCCCGAUAGAUCCACCAGCUUUGCAUAGUACAGACCAUGCAAUGCCAUCGAGCCUCAUUAUGCGCACUAGCUCAGCAUGAUUGGAAAUGUAUUUUAUAUGCACAUGCUUCCCGCUUCUAGCACAACACCUAUAUCCUCGAUAAUACGGGAGGUACAGGCAAAAGGAGAAAGUACUGUCGCUGUGUCGAGUUUUGUUGACGGUUUGAGUUGAUUAUUGAUUUAGUGGCGAUUGAACGGGUAGGCAAACCUUUCAUGUUGAACCGGAACAAAUAAUGAUUGUACACCUCGUCAAGUUAUCACAAAGGUGGAUUUAAAUGUCAAUAGGCGACUAUAGGAGGACAGAUCAGGUGAAGCCAUUGCAAAGUAUAUAUGCUUCUUUUUUUGUUCGUACAAGACUCCUACACCAGUCAACAGUUACUGUUUAACCCACACACACAAAUUGACCCGGCAAAGUUGAAUUGUGAGAAUAACAGUUGGAUUGUUUACCAACUUUUGAAUUAUACUCCCACUCAGUCUUACAUGGUAGUUUCUGUACGCGAUUUGAUUACUUAUGGUAAUCACGAAUAACCGUUAAAGGAACCCGUAGAGGAUUUCCCGAAGGAAUUACCCCACCAACAUGGUGUCGGUCGAUCUCAGUGGCUCUUGGAAGUUGGUGAGCAGUGAGAACCUGGACAAGUUCUUGAAAGCAUGCGGUGUCGGACUGGUACACAGGACAAUGGCAUGUAAAGUGAACCCUACUGUUGACAUCAAACAGGAUGGCGGGGACACGUUCGAAAUCGCGACCAGGACGCCGUUGAACAAGCAAGAGAUGCGCUUCAAGGUCGACGAGGUGUUUAAAGGAAACAUCCCCUGGGAGAAGUCGGACAGGGAGAUGAAGGCAUCGUGGGAAGACGAGAAGCUCGUCAUCAGAAUGAUGGAUGAUGUCGAUGGAAGCGAGCCCGUGUUCGCCAGGUACAUCGACGGGGAACAACUCGUGCUAGCUCAGAGCAAGAAAGGCGUAGAAUCCAAGCGGUACUUCCAAAGGAUAACACAAACUAAAGAAAGAAACUAAUGAUGCCAUUUUGUAUAUUUCAUAUUCUGUAUUAUUAAGCGAACAAGCUUGUAAAUAUCUAUGCUGAAUGUCGAUGAUGCUUUUUAUGUACACUGAGGCUGAUACUUAUUUACUCGUAUAUAUUCGCUGAAACAAAAAGCCUGAAAGUACUCUUUUAUUGCAAUAGCUUUAUAAUAUCCGAUUUUAAAUCGUAACUAUGAAAAUAUAUCUUAAAUCUAUGCACAUACACGUAUAGUAUCGCAAGUACGAUAUUCGCCAAAAUGUUGUACUUUCUUUUUUAUUCGUCAAAAAUUCAAACACAUUUGUCGCCACUGCAGUAUACUGCAUGUGCAGACGAGCAAUGCUUGGAUUUGGUUGAAGCACCCCGAUAUUUGUGUAUGUCACCAAAUAUUCAAUGUGAAAGGCUUCACAGUUAUAUAUAUUUUUAGAAGGAUAUGUCACAAUUAAUAACCAAUAUAACGUUAGUGGUAUAAACGCUGGAUCGCAUUUUAAGAUCCUUCGAUCGACUCUUUCUAGGAUAUAGAUAUACUUUUUGGUAAUUUGUACAAAGAUUUGACUUUUUACGUUUAUCAACUUAAGUACUCUUCGAGAGCGCUAAUAAGUAUUUAAUUAUUACUGUAACAUUAUCAUUGUUAUUAUUAUCAUUAUUAAUAUUAUAAAGCUUGUUAUUGUUGUCGUUGUUUUUGUAUACCUUCGUCACAGCAAUGGUGUGUAAUUUUUUUCUUCCAUGAGGUAACUUGGAGUAUGAGAGCGCAUGCUCUUUAAAAUGACUUAAAAAUGGUAAUUGUUUCAGUAUUCGUAAGACAGAAUUAUGCCAAUUACAUAUUUAUACAUGUUAAACCUUGCAUCACCUGUCAUCUAUGAUUUACACGUAAGAUAUGGUGUAUAAAAUAUUUACUAUGUUUGUAAGUAUCUAUACACUGCAUUUUUUCCCCACUCGAAAUGCACGGUUGAAAAACGUUUUCUAUCAAUAUGUUUUUUAGCAGCUUUCCCCCCCCCCCCAUUCCAUUCAAAAUCAUAAAAACGGUGACAUCAAAACAUAGGAAAACCAGACACAAAAGUGCAAUUGAAUACAUUAAAGAUAAAUGACAUCAUAGUACAUCACAAAAGAGACACUGAGGACUAACUAAGAGGAAAAAAAUGAAGGAAGGAGAUAAUCAAUGGUCAGGCCAGUAAGUACUGAUGAUAUAUUUUGUAUGUUUUCUUUUAAAAGAAUGUUAUGAUGGGCAUUUUUUAGUUCAAAGGACGAGGAAUUCCAAAGCUUGUGCCCAAUAUAUUUCACAGUGUUGUGAAGUAAUCUAUGAACUUGCUACAUGUACUUAGAGGCUGCAAACAUAAAUAUAUUGAUAUUGUUGUAAGUGCAAUAAAACGACGAUAUUUUCAGCUACUUCUUUUUUAUAUAGAAAGUGCAUGAUAUGUGAUUAGCUAGAGGGGAGAAAAAUAUCGAAAAAGAAUUAUAACUAUCGCCUACAUUGAUGAUAUAUUAAUUUGUAAAUUGUAUCAUUGAAGAACAAAAAUGCUACAUGAAAUGCACAAAUCGCGAAGAAUAUAGAUGCGCUGGUCACAAGACGAACGCCAACGUAUUUCCAUUAUUUGCUUUUUAGCGAAGUAUUAUCUUACUGUUAAAUAAUUGCAAUUUUUGUCUCGAAGGGAGUGACUUGUCUGUUUAUAUUAUGCAAUACAAUAUCUUGUCACCAUGGAGGCUAUAUACUUAUUUGUCUUAUUGGCAGCAAGAUUAAUUACACAAUGCACUUACUAAAAUAUGCAUAUAUUUGUGAAAAAGUAUGAAAAUGCGCGGUGAAAAAAAAAAAAAAUUAGUAUUUUCAUCUAUUUUGUAAACUACUACUCUUUCUAUUAUUACUAUACUACUGUUACAAGCAGAAUAUUUUUUACAAUGUAUAAAGAAAGGUGAAAUUUGAAAGCUAUUGCUCAUUUUAAGUAUUAAGUACCAAUGAAAGAUACUAGUAUUGCUGUGGAAAAAGCUUUUUCCAAUAUUUCCUUCUCUCACUACAACCAAACGACAACUUACAAUUUUGAAAG
Messenger RNA from Strongylocentrotus purpuratus (purple sea urchin), 3354 nucleotides. Its product is annotated as myelin P2 protein. The transcript has a single exon. Lineage: Eukaryota; Metazoa; Echinodermata; Echinoidea; Camarodonta; Strongylocentrotidae. Bases 880 to 1314 code for a protein of 144 amino acids. Gene Ontology annotation, biological process: fatty acid transport. Gene Ontology annotation, molecular function: fatty acid binding. Gene Ontology annotation, cellular component: cytosol; nucleus. The record is from RefSeq and is a predicted model, not a curated record.